This is a messenger RNA of Babesia sp. Xinjiang, 489 nucleotides long. It is a transcript of the gene ube2i, whose product is annotated as SUMO-conjugating enzyme UBC9. The coding region runs from base 1 to 489 and encodes 162 amino acids. Gene Ontology annotation, cellular component: nucleus. The record is from RefSeq and is a predicted model, not a curated record. The transcript has 3 exons. Lineage: Eukaryota; Apicomplexa; Aconoidasida; Piroplasmida; Babesiidae. Gene Ontology annotation, biological process: protein sumoylation. Gene Ontology annotation, molecular function: SUMO conjugating enzyme activity.
AUGGCUACUAUCGCAAGGAAACGACUGGCACAAGAAAGGGCAGACUGGAGGCGGGAUCAUCCGGUAGGAUUCUCUGCCAAGUACGCGCCUUUACCUGACGGAAGCGGGCUGGACAUUAUGACAUGGAUUUGCAAAAUACCGGGCAAACGGGGGUCCAUAUGGGAAGGAGGUGAAUACACACUUACCAUGGAGUUCACAGACGAUUACCCGAGCAAGCCGCCCAAGUGUAAAUUCAGGCCCGUAUUAUUCCACCCCAAUGUCUACCCGUCGGGCACCGUCUGUCUCUCCAUACUCAGCGAGGAAAAGGAUUGGAAGCCAUCCAUCACGAUCAAACAAAUUCUAUUGGGUAUACAGGAUCUCCUCGACAACCCCAACCCACUGUCGCCUGCACAAGCUGAUCCAUAUCUACUGUUCGUCAACAACCGUGAAGAAUAUAACGCCAGGGUGCGCAAGCAAGCACUGGAAAAUCAGUCCUCCGCUUUUAACUAA